CUAGUCAAACAAGUUUUUUAGCAUUGUCCGGCUUAAUAGACACAUCAGUGCCUCACGAGUCACGACUCAAACUUGAAGCCAUCACAAAAGUUCUUAUACCGGCGAAUUGGAGAAAUUUCAUUUCAGUGCGCGACGAAACCUUCAACGAGUUCCACACCACCACCGAGCAGUGAACAUUUAAUUUUGUGUGAUUUCUUUUAUUUCGUUUUUUUUUGCAUAAGUUCUUCGUAAAUAUGCCACCAAACGCCACCUCAGCAACACAGCAAGGCACAGUGCCAUCAGCACAUGCUGAAUCUACAGAUAACCUCAAGGCUGAUGGAACUCCAGAAACUACUGGUGUUUUAUUUGAAUGCGAUGCUGAAACUAUUGAUGGUGGACUCGCCAAGGACAUUGUUAGUUUAAAGAAGGCCGAGAAGCGAAAAUUGAAGCUGGUCUGGAGGAAUAUUCUUGCUUUUGGUUAUUUACAUUUGGCUGCAGUCUACGGAUUGUGGUUGAUGUUGACAUCUGCCAAAUGGGCAACCAUUGGAUUUGUGGUGGUUCUAUACUUCGUUUCUGUUCUUGGAAUCACAGCUGGUGCUCAUCGUUUGUGGGCCCAUCGUUCAUACAAAGCUAAAUGGCCUCUGAGAUUGAUUCUCAUUAUCUUCAACACAAUUGCUUUCCAAGAUGCAGCCUACCAUUGGGCACGUGAUCAUCGUGUGCACCACAAGUUCUCAGAAACCGAUGCUGAUCCUCAUAAUGCCACCAGAGGGUUCUUCUUCUCUCAUGUCGGCUGGUUGUUGUGUAAGAAACAUCCCGACGUCAAAGCUAAGGGAAAGGGCCUUGAUAUUUCUGACCUCAAAGCUGACCCUAUUCUUAUGUUCCAAAAGAAUCACUACAUGAAACUUAUGCCAUUGGCCUGCUUCGUUCUGCCAACUUUGAUCCCAAUGGUCUUCUGGAAUGAAAGCUUCCUCAAUUCUUGGUUUGUUGCCACUAUGUUCCGUUGGUGUAUUUUGUUGAAUGUUACAUGGUGUGUAAACAGUGCAGCACACGCUUUCGGCUACAGAUCUUAUGACGCAUCUAUCAAUCCCUCUGAAAAUGUUGGAGUUGCUAUCUUUGCUUUGGGCGAAGGAUGGCACAACUACCACCAUGUCUUCCCAUGGGAUUACAAAACAGCUGAAUGGGGCAACUACUCCAUGAACAUCACCACCGCCUUCAUUGACUUCUUCGCCAAGAUCGGUUGGGCUUAUGAUCUUAAGACUGUCUCAAAGGAAGUUAUUGAAAGGCGUGUAAAGAGAACCGGAGAUGGUACACAUCCCACAUGGGGUUUUGGUGAUAAGGAUAUCAGCAAAUCCGAAGCAGAAGCCAUUUUGAUCAAAAAUCAAAAAGCGGAGUAAAUUAUUGCCAAAACCAACCGUUUAGCAGAAAUCGAACAACUAAUGCUUAGCUGCCAUUUUUCUCAAGAAAAGUAAAUUGCAUUGAGUUUGCAACAAUUUAAUUAGUUUUAAGCAUUUUUUGUUCAUAAGCUAAUAUAGUCAUAUAAUGUAGGUGUAAAAAACAAACAAACAAGAUGAUAUUUAUUAAAAAAAAAAAAGAAGAAUAGUCUUAAGUGAGGAGAAGAAGUAUUGAAAAAAUGAAAAUAAACACAAGCAUAACUCUCUUUGUUAUGCAAAAACUAUGAA
Eupeodes corollae is the source of this 1658-nucleotide messenger RNA. Its product is annotated as acyl-CoA Delta-9 desaturase-like. The record is from RefSeq and is a predicted model, not a curated record. The transcript is spliced from 5 exons. The coding region runs from base 234 to 1373 and encodes 379 amino acids. NCBI's taxonomy places the organism in Eukaryota, Metazoa, Arthropoda, Insecta, Diptera, Syrphidae. Gene Ontology annotation, molecular function: stearoyl-CoA 9-desaturase activity; iron ion binding. Gene Ontology annotation, biological process: unsaturated fatty acid biosynthetic process. Gene Ontology annotation, cellular component: endoplasmic reticulum membrane.